This is a messenger RNA of Gongylonema pulchrum, 801 nucleotides long. The record is from the annotation of a GenBank genome assembly. Lineage: Eukaryota; Metazoa; Nematoda; Chromadorea; Rhabditida; Gongylonematidae.
AUGUAUGAAUUAAAGCAUAAGUCGGAAAUGAUUGUUUGUUUGAAGCUGCCAAAAAAACUGUUGAAAAAGCUGGUGCCCUAUCUGUGCGAACAUGUGAUCGAUUCGUUGCGCGAGCCAUUUCUUGUUGGCGAUUUUCUCUUUCGCAUUUUCAAUAUGGGCGAUAUAUUCCCGGUAAUUUCACUUGCUGGCAUAUAUAAAUUAAUCGUCAACUAUAACUUCGAAUAUCCGAAUUUUUACCAGUGCGUAUACGGACUAACAACACCAUCGGUGUGUUAUCUGAAUUAUCGUGAGAAAUUUUUCACGCUUCUCGACACAUUUCUUUCCUCAACACAUCUUCCAACAUACGUUGUUGCUGCUUUCGUAAAACGAUUAUCACGAAUCGCUCUUCUGGCCCCAGUUUCAUGCCAGGAAUCACUGCUUGCGCUAAUAAGGAAUUUGAUUACACGACAUAAAACUGUGGAAUUUUUGCUGCACCGGGAAAAUCCAGAAACAUUAACCAGUGAUCCGUAUAAUGAAGAGGAAAGCAACCUGCAAAAAUGCGGAGCCAUGGAAAGUUCACUGUGGGAAAUUAAGACCCUGCAACGGCACUGGUAUUCAGAAGUAGCGAAAAGAGCGAAUUUCAUCGACAAAGGAAUGCAACGGAUGGAAUCAUUUGUGCGUUGGCGACAGGAUGAUGAUUAUUUCAUGAAAUUACUGUCAAGGAAAUUUGGAAGCGAUUUUUUGAAGCACAAAGACGAGGAGAAGUUUCGAAAAAAUCAGAGUUUUUCAGAGUUCGAUUCUUCUAGAAAAAGUUUUGGGUGA